ACGGAAAAAACCAAGAUUUCUACCAUAGUUAUGCUGCAGAUUGAGGGUGAAGUUUUUCCGGUGACAGUGGAGGAGGAGGAGUGGCGGAUGGACCCAGAUUGGUGGCUGGCUGGAGAACGGCGAAACCCGGCAACAGAGUCCGACUCAGAAGCUUCCAGCGACGGUUACAAUAAUUGUCAAUUAAAUGAGGACGGAUUUCUGGGCGAUGAAGUCGCUGAUUUGGCCGAGGAUCGCGCACCAACGGCUCUUGACGUGCAUGGAAGUUUAAAUGAGCAAGGAGUUUUGGCGGAAAAAGGAUCGGGUGAGUUGAUUAGGGAACAUGGGCUUGGUGAGAAUGGGCCGGGUGUGGAUAACUUGCGUGGGCCAGAACUUGUGGAGAAUGGUCUGCAGCAGGCCGAAGGUGGUAUGUUGGUGACAGCUGGGUCGCAACAUGGUCGGUGGGAUCGGGUGAAGAAAUACAAAUGUGUGGAGGAGAUAUAUGCUAGGGGCAGGGGAGUGAGGGAACCGACAGAAACAGAGUUGUCGUGGGUUACAGAGAGAACAAAGCUCAGAAGGGAAAGAAAGGAAAAAGUUCAGCUGGCUGGGUCUCGGCAGGAAGUGCAGCGGGAAGCUUCUCUGUCCGAUGGUUGUAUUCAACAUAGAAACCAAGCUACUCGGCAACAGAUGGAGGUAGAUGAAGUGCGCAGAUUAUUUGAGAUGGGGCAACGGUUGGGAGUACAAUGUCAACAGAAUGAAGCAGAGAGAAAGGAGGUUCACAAUCUAGUUAGAAAGGAGAAGCCUGAUUUCUUAUUCAUUCAGGAAACGAAAUUAGAAGUGGUGGAGGGUUCUUUGUGCAGGAUGUUGUGGAUUUCGGAAGAUUUUGAUUGGGCAAUGCAAAAAUCACAAGGAAAUUCGGGGGGGUUAUUGUGCAUAUGGAACAAGAGGAGUUUUGUGAAAAAGAGGGUGUUUGAAGGAAAGGGGUUUAUUGGGAUUUCGGGGGAAUGGGGUAGUAAACAGCUCAGCUGUAAUAUGGUGAAUGUGUAUGCUCCUUGUGAUAAGAAAGAGAAGGUUUUGUUGUGGGAAGAGAUGGGGAGUUUAGUAUCGAAUCAGGGUGGGAGGUGGCUUUUAGCAGGGGAUUUUAACUCUGUUCGAAGUAUAAUAGAAAGGAAGGGGAAAUUAGGGGAGACUCAGGAUAUGGAAGAAUUUAAUCGAUUUGUGGAAGGGACCGGUCUUAUUGAUGUUAAAUUGUUGAACAGGAAGUUUACUUGGUAUAGAUCUGAUGGAAGCUCAAUGAGUAGACUUGACAGAUUUUUGUUAUCUUCGGAGAUGUGUAUGGUGGAAAGAGAUUGGACACAAGUUGGGGUUCGACGCUCAAUCUCAGACCACUGUGCUAUUAUUUUGAAAUCAAGAAAUGUUGAUUGGGGUCCUAAGCCGUUUCGAGCUCUUGAUGUAUGGCAACAACACCCAGAGUUUAGAGAUUUUGUGGUGGCUAAAUGGGAAAAUUUGCAAAUUGAAGGCUGGGCAGCUUUUAAGUGUCAAAAAAAGCUGCAAUUAUUAAAGGAGGAAUGCAAAAGGUGGAACAAGGAGGUGUUUGGAAAUGUGGAGAGAAGGUAUGAGAGUUUGUUGCAGCAAAUUGAGAUGUUAGAUAAAAAAAGUGAGGACACUGAUCUAAAUGAGAAUGAGGUGUUGUUACGAAAGGUGUGUUCUCAGGAAGUUUGGGAAGUACUACAGAAAAGAGAAGCGGUGUGGAGACAAAAAUCGCGAGCCAAUUGGGUUCGCCUUGGGGAUGCCAAUACGGCUUUCUUUCAUAGAAGUGUGCAUGCUCGACGAGCACAGAAUGUAUUAUCAGGCAUCUUAGGUGAGGGUGGGUGGGUUGAGGAACCUGAAAUGGUAAAGGAGGAGGCAGUAAGGUAUUUUUGUCAGUUAUUUCAGAAUGAUCAGUGGAGUCGUCCAGUGAUGGGUGGGAUUCAGUUUCGUCGAAUUUCAGAUGAACAGAGGGAGUGGCUCGAAAGGCCUUUCUCAAUAGAGGAGAUUGAAGAAGGACUUCAUAGUUGUGAUGGCUCGAAGGCACCCGGUCCAGAUGGGUUUAAUUUUAAUUUCAUAAAGUUUGCGUGGAGUUCUUUGAAAGAUGAUUUCGUGAAUUUUAUGUGUGAAUUUCAUCAACAUGGAAGGUUAGUGAAAGGAUUAAAUUCUUCAUUCCUUGCAUUAAUCCCUAAGAAAUUGAAUCCUAUUCAGUUUAAAGAGUAUAGGCCUAUUAGCUUGUUGGGGUGUUUGUAUAAAUUGUUGGCCAAGGUUCUGGCGAAUCGGUUGAAAAUGGUAAUGUCAGAUAUAAUUAGUGAUUCUCAGUCCGCUUUUGUGGGUGGUAGGCAGUUGGUGGAUAGCGUGUUAAUCUUGAAUGAGGUUGUGCAUGAGGUCAAAAGCAGAAAGCAACAAAGCUUUAUGUUUAAAGCUGAUUUUGAGAAAGCUUACGAUUGUGUGGAUUGGGGUUUUCUCGAUUGGAUGAUGGAUAGUAUGGGCUUUGGG
Messenger RNA from Rubroshorea leprosula, 2502 nucleotides. The record is from the annotation of a GenBank genome assembly. Lineage: Eukaryota; Viridiplantae; Streptophyta; Magnoliopsida; Malvales; Dipterocarpaceae.